AUGCUUCACCUGGAGAGAGCAGCAGCCAAUGGCGGUGCUACCGUCAGUCCGCCUCUACCGCAGGUGGCAGGCUACGUUGUGGUGAUUGCAAUCGGCUUCCUGAUUGCCUUCAUCAUGAUGUUCACGACCCACUUGCUCAAGAAGACGGUUGGCGAAGACAACAGGACGACGGAGAUGUUCAUGACGGCGAACCGCUCUGUCGGAACGGGGCUGACGGCUUCAGCCGUGGUAUCAUCGUGGCUCUGGAGCACGGCCAUGUUGGGAAGCACGCUGGUAGGAUACAACUUUGGAGUUGCGGGACCGUUUUGGUUUGCUGCUGGAUGCUCGCCCAUGAUUGUCUUUUUUGCACUGCUGGGCAUUGCGUGCAAGUUGCGGGUACCUGAAGCUCACACAUUGCUCGAGAUUGUGAGAGUACGGUAUGGCACUGCGGGACACAUUGUGUGGAUUGCCCUGUGCUUGAUCAACAACAUCAUUGCCAUUGCCAACAUGCUCCUCGGGGCGAGUGCAGCCAUAUCAGCGCUCACCGGCAUGCAUGAGAUUGCGGCAACCUUUCUGCUCCCUGUCGGCGUCAUUCUCUAUACCUUCGUCGGCGGCAUCAAGGCAACCUUUUUGACCGACUACUUCCACACUUUUGUCAUCACAGUCAUCAUCUGCUUCUUCACGAUCAAGACUUUUACUGUUCCCGAGAUUGGCUCUCCGGGAGGCCUUUACGAUCUCGUUGUCAAGGCUGGCCAGGUCCAUCCCGUGCCUGGGAACCAUGAUGGCUCCUAUGUGACAAUGACCAGCAAGAACGCCAUCCUCUUUGGCAUCAUCCACAUCCUAGCCAACUUUGGCCUCGUCAUCAUGGACACUGGCUUCUUCGCAAAGGCCUUCAGUGCUGCCCCUCAAGCGGUCGUCCCCGGAUACAUCGUCGGCGGCAUUGCCUACUUUGCAAUCCCCUGGUGUCUCGGUACUCUGAUGAGCUUCUCAGCUCUUGGCCUAGAAAGCACACCACGCUUUCCCACUUUCCCCCGAAGAAUGACUGCCGAUGAAGUGUCCAACGGGCUGGUCAUGCCGUAUGCUGCUUUUGCCAUUGCUGGAAAAGGAGGAGCCGUCGCGGUUCUGUUGAUCACGUUCAUGGCUGUCACGUCAACCAUCAGCGCCCAGGUCAUAUCCGUCUCUUCCAUCAUCAGCUUUGACAUUUACCGACAGUACUUCAACAAGGCCGCAACGGACAGAGAUGCCAUUCGAUGGAGCCACAUCGGCGUCGUCUUCUUCGGACUGUUCUCCGCGGCCUUCUCAACGGCUCUCUUCUACGGAAACGUGAACCUCGGCUGGACGCUGUACAUGCUCGGCGUCUUGACAUGCCCCGGCAUCUUCCCCACCGUCUUCACCAUUCUCUGGAAGCGACAGUCUCGGGCUGCCGCCGUCAUCUCCCCCCUUCUGGGCAUGGCCACUGGCAUCUCUGUCUGGCUCGGCACGGCACAUACGCUGUAUGGCGAGGUCACUGUGGCUUCGACCGGACAGACCGUGCCCUGUGUCUACGGAACUGUCGCAUCAGCGCUAAGCCCUGGGCUUUAUUCCAUCGUCAUCUCGCUCAUUAGGCCGGCCAAUUAUGACUGGGCAGACUUCCGAAAGGAGCGGCUGGCGUUUAGCAGGACAAACAGCCCGAGCUCUUCGGAACCCCAGGCUGCUGCUGAUACCAAGGAGCCUGCGGUGACAGAAUCGGGCUACUUGGAGGAUGCGGCCAGGUUUCGUAAAUGGGGAAAGAUUGCUGCCUUUUGGGCAGCGGCCACAUUCUUGGGCCAUUGGGUACUCUGGCCGCUUCCAAUGUACGCUUCUCACUACGUCUUUUCCAAGGGUUUCUUUGUCGCUUGGAUCGUCGUCGCCAUCAUUUGGGUCUGGUGCACAAUGUUGAUUGCUGGGUUCUAUCCCAUCAUUGACGGGCGGAAACAAAUCCUGCUGGUGUAUCGCGGACUGAGAGGAAUCAGAAGAGUGACGACGACAUUUUCAAACUCGCGCGCGAUAUAA
Molecule: messenger RNA, 2010 nt
Organism: Trichoderma citrinoviride
Lineage: Eukaryota; Fungi; Ascomycota; Sordariomycetes; Hypocreales; Hypocreaceae
Product: Na+/proline symporter
Exons: 6
Coding region: 1-2010 (669 amino acids)
Biological process (GO): urea transmembrane transport
Cellular component (GO): plasma membrane
Molecular function (GO): urea transmembrane transporter activity
Source: RefSeq, a predicted model, not a curated record